Messenger RNA from Saccostrea cuccullata (small rock oyster), 2802 nucleotides. RefSeq names its product rap guanine nucleotide exchange factor 1-like. Gene Ontology annotation, cellular component: plasma membrane. NCBI's taxonomy places the organism in Eukaryota, Metazoa, Mollusca, Bivalvia, Ostreida, Ostreidae. The transcript has 9 exons. Gene Ontology annotation, molecular function: guanyl-nucleotide exchange factor activity. Bases 257 to 1348 code for a protein of 363 amino acids. The record is from RefSeq and is a predicted model, not a curated record. Gene Ontology annotation, biological process: positive regulation of GTPase activity; Ras protein signal transduction.
AUCAUUUCAUUUAUUUUGAUAUUUGUUUCAAUCAUUUUCUUCUCUGGUCUAAAAAGGAAUCCUUAGGGCUUGUAAAGAUUUGACACAAAAACAGAAAAUUCAUCAGCACAAUAAAUUUAUUCCCUCAGCUAUCAUUUGACAUUAUUGUCUACUUUUCACUAGAAUGAAAAAUUGAAACCCAAGAAUAUGGAUUAGUGCAUGGUUUCAGUCUAAAUCUUUGAGUAAUGCACAUAUAAAUUUGCCUGUUGUAGAGUUCAUGUAUCAAGAGGCUUUCCUGACGACCUACAGAACCUUCAUCUCACCUCACGAUCUCAUUGACAAACUGCUGUACCGCUUCCACAAAUUCCACCACGCCAGUGAGAAAAAGAAGAAAGUGGCAAGGAACACCUUCUCACUUCUAAUCAGGGUCAUUGAUGAACUAAGCCAAAAAGAGAUGAACCAGGCCACCACAGAGAAGAUGAUGAGUUUGGUGUUUGAGCUCCUUUGUCAGGGGGAUCUGAUACUGGCCAAAGUACUGAGGAAGAAGGUGAUCGAGAAGUGUGAGAGCAAGAAGACGGCCCCCGAUCCGUUCUCCUCCAUGACUUUUACUUCCUCUAUCACACUCAAGUCCAGUCCAUCAGAUUUUCUGUUUUACAAGUCACAUGACAUAGCAGAACAAAUGACCCUCUUAGAUGCAGAGCUCUUCCAAAAAAUAGAGAUUCAUGAAGUCUCACUUUGGGCCAGAGAACAGUCUGAAGAGCUGAGUCCUAAUCUUACAGAGUUCACAGAACACUUCAACAAAAUGUCUUAUUGGUGCCGGACCCAGAUUCUGACACACGAUGAAGCCAAAGACAGAGAAAAGUAUUUCUUCAAGUUCAUCAAAAUCAUGAAGCAUUUAAGGAAGUUAAACAACUUCAACUCUUACCUUGCCAUUCUGUCGGCAGUGGACUCCGCUCCAAUCAGGCGACUUGAGUGGCCAAGGCAAAACUUAGAGGCAUUAAAAGAAUUCUGUCAGUUGAUUGACAGUUCAGGGUCCUUCAGAGCUUAUCGACAGGCACUGGCUGAAACUGAACCACCCUGUAUACCUUACAUUGGUCUUAUUCUACAAGACUUGACUUUUAUCAACAUUGGAAACCAAGACUUGCUGCCCGAUGGAAGCAUUAACUUUGCCAAAAGAUGGCAACAGUUUAACAUCCUCGACAAUAUGAGAAGGUUUAAGAAAUGCAACUACCAAAUAAAGAGGAAUGAGAAGCUGAUAAACUGUUUCAAUGACUUCGACGAUUAUCUCAGUGAGGAAAGCUUGUGGCAGAUAUCUGAGAAAAUUAAACCACGUGGGGGCAACAAGAAACGGCUAGAAUUUGACAGCUAAGUGCAGUGGUGUAGAAAGGUCAUGUUUUGGUGGUUCAUAGGCAGUGCUGUGAUCUGAAUUCUGCUGAUUUCCCAUCACAUUUUAUAAUGUGGUCAGAUUCACAAUGAAUUAAAAAAGUGAUAUAAUGUAUUUACCAUACAGGGCCAUAUAACAGAGACAAGACAUCAUUGAGUAUUCACAAGCAUUUUCAUAUUUUGUGCGAUGUUAUACAAUUUGAGGUGUCUCCUAAAUGCCAUAUAGAAUUUACUUAAGACACUAUACAUCCAUAAUGUUGUUUAUUCGUGAGAUGUUACGAAGGCUGUACAAGGUGUAAUUUAUUGUUAUUUUGCUAUAUGUUACUUAGAUUGUUAUUUUGACCAAUCCCAAGCCUCUGGGAUUAUGUGUUACAGAUUAUUAUGAUUGUUAUGUGUGAUAACUGAAUGGGAUCGAUUGGUUGUAUAAUUAUUUAUUCCAAGAUUGUUUUCUUUUAUGAAGAUUUGGUUGAUAGCAAAAUUCAAUGAUACUAGUAAAUGUUUCUUGAUCUUGAAUAUUAACGGUUAACAUUUCAAGUGAACUAUGAUUUGAAGUGCUAUUUAUAACUAUAAGAAAGAAAUUUUCUGACAAUUAAAUAUUUUCUUUUAUUUAUAUACAUAAACUGACAUUUUUCUUGACAGGGAACCAACAGUUGUAUGUGUAUUUGGUUAUAAUUGUGCCAAAUUUUGUCUCCAUCGUUUAAAAACCCUGAUUUUUUUUUAUUCAUUCAAAUUGUUUAUGUAUACAAGUGCUUUGAUAGUUACACCAUUUUAUAAAGGUUUUGUAAUUUAUUUCAAUUUUUAUAGCAAACUUGCUGUGAUUCAAUCGUUGCAAAAAUUUCUGUCCUCUGUAUUUCAUGCAGUGGAUGUCGGGUAUUGCAGUGGAAAAGUGUGCUAUAGGCAGAUGCUUGUAACUGUUACUUUAAAGAAUGUAAAUAGAACAUGUACAAGAAAUAGCACAGGAGCAUUGUUUUCUAGGAAUGUCAUAGUCACUCCAUGUUUUAUAGCUCUACAGAAAUGCCAACUUAAAGAUUACAUUAAUCAAGCAGCAGUAUUACUGUUAUACAGUUUAUGAUUCAUCAGAUAUUGCUUUUUCUCUACAAUCGUAAUUUAAUGUAAAUGUAAUAGGAUUUUUUUUUUUGUAAUAUCAUAGAAAGGAGAAAAAUAAGUUCGGAAAUCUAUGUUUAACACUUCCGUGUUGUAGUUCACAGGACUUGAGACAAUUUAUCGUUGUUCACAGUACUGAUGUGCUGCUCAUCCUAUCACUGGAUGCAGUUGGAACAUACUCUGUGUAUAGGAUAAGAACUUUUGUAGUCAUGACUCGUGUUCAGAAUGACUUGUUGUGAAUUGUUAUAGCUGAUUGACCUAGUAUUUAUAUGUAAAUAGUCACCCUUUAUGCAGUUAUUAAGAGUAUACUGUAAUAAAGAAAUAACAAUGAAUUGA